AUGUAUAUGUGUACGUGCGCGCACAUCUCUCUCUCUCUCUCUCUCUCUCUCUCUCUCUCUCUUUACAAUGUAUCUAUCUAUUUCUGUCUGCACAUUAUCUAUCUAUCUAUCUAUCUAUCUAUCUAUUUCAGUCUGCACAUUAUCUAUCUAUCUAUCUACUUUAUAUUAAAUCUAUCUGUGUUCUGUGGGUUUACCUCCAUUUUACUUUAUUCCUAUCUAUCUAUCUAUCUGUUUGGUUAUCUAUCUAUCUAUCUAUCUAUCUAUCUGUCUGUCUCUGUUUGGUUAUCUACCUAUCUAUCUAUCUAUCUAUCUAUCUAUCUAUCUAUCUGUCUGUCUGUCUCUUUGGUCAUAUAUCUAUCUAUCUCUGCUUGGUUAUCUAUCUAUCUAUCUAUCUAUCUCUGUUUGGUCAUCUAUCUAUCUAUCUAUCUAUCUAUCUAUCUAUCUGAGGUAUGUACGCCUGUCUGUCUGUCUCUCUCUCUCUCUCUCCCUCUCCUCCUCCCUCUCCCUCUCUCUCUUCCCUUCCUCUUUCUCUCUAUGUCGUUUCUUUUUUUUUUUAUUUCUCUCUGCCAUACAUGCUUUGAACUUCUUUUUUUUUUUCUGUUUUCAUUCAAUUUCAUAAAAUCUUUCUUUUUUGGUAUUUUUUCAUUGCCUUUCUUUCUGUCGUCAUUUUCUCAUUUUAUUCAUUUUUUUUUCAAUUAUUUUUCACCUCUUUCUUUUGAAAUCUUUUCUCUGUCGUUCUUUCCUUCGUUUAUUAUCUCGCUCUGCAUUUUUUUAUUUUGCUUUCCGUCAUCUCCUCCCCUCUCUCUCUCUCCUUUCUCUUCUUUCGUUCUCUCUCUCUUUCACUCUCUCUCUCUCUCUGUUUUCUCUGCCCUCUCCCAACUCUCUCACUCACUGUCUUUUCUCACUCAUUCUCUCUCUCUCAUCAUCUCUCUCUUUUCUCUCUGCAGUACUUAUCUCUUUCGGUUUUUUACUUCCUUUAAUUAUUUCUACAUCUUCUGCAUAUCUCUUCAUUCUUCUCUUAUUUUGAUUUUGUAUUCCUUUGCUUUCUUUUUUAUCUUUUUUCCUUCUCUCUCCCCCCUCUCUCUCUUUCUUUUCUUUCUCUUCAUCACUAUUUCUGUUUUUGUCUCCCUACCUCUGUCACUAUUUCACUCUAUCUUUUCCAGCCCUUUUUUUCUCUAA
This is a messenger RNA of Acanthosepion pharaonis, 1179 nucleotides long. The record is from the annotation of a GenBank genome assembly. NCBI's taxonomy places the organism in Eukaryota, Metazoa, Mollusca, Cephalopoda, Sepiida, Sepiidae.